UGUUUCCUUACGGAAUGUACGUGCUUUUUGAUACGUAGUACGGUACGAACAGUUCACUCACGUUGCCUCUCGCUUACAUUUCGAAAUAUUUCUCUCAUUUGCAUUUUCAUUGUAAACAAACUGGAAUGACCGUGCUCACAACUACCAUCGUAUGAAUAUUUUAGGAACAUCUCAAUUUCUCGUCAAUUUUCCCGGCGCUCAGAACAACUGAGGGUAUGGCAGCAAACCUUCAAACAACAUUCGAACCUCCCAGCUCGGCUAGCUCUGCCAGCUCCAUAAGUGAUUCAAGUGACUUAGGGGAUGUAGGACAAAAUGAAUUUUUUUACGGGUGUCAUGAAUUGCCAGCAUCACCACCUCAAUCUCCGCGCCCACAGUCUCGCACUUCCAUUAAAUCCCCAAGAACAGCGCGGAAACGAACAACCUCUGUCAACCUGUCUCAUAAGAAGACCUCCGCUGAAUCCGUCCUAAGGAGUCACAAGAGAACUAUUUACACAGCAGGGCGGCCUCCAUGGUAUAACUCUGAUGGAGAUUAUGUACGUCCAUUCAUCAUUGGCAUUUGUGGAGGCAGUGCUUCAGGUAAAACCACUGUUGCAACAAAAAUCAUCGAAGAGCUAGAUAUUCACUGGGUGACUCUGCUGAGUAUGGAUUCCUUUUACAAGGUUUUAAAUGAAGAGCAGCAUAAGAAAUCUGCUUUAAAUGAGUACAACUUUGAUCAUCCUGAUGCGUUCGAUUUUGAUUUGUUAUUGCAAACUUUGCAACGUCUCAAAGAUGGCAAAAAUGUCAACGUUCCGGUUUAUAAUUUUGUCACUCACACCAGAGAAAGCAAGACGAAAACAAUGUAUGGUGCUAACGUUAUUAUUUUUGAAGGAAUUCUAGGUUUUUAUAAUAAAGAGGUUUUGAAGAUGCUGGAUUUGAAAAUAUUUGUUGAUACAGAUGCCGAUGUCCGCUUGGCUCGUCGACUUCAGCGAGACAUUGUUGCAAGAGGUCGAGACUUGGAUGGCGUACUUAAACAGUAUUGUACCAUGGUGAAACCAGCUUUCACACACUACAUAGCCCCUGCAAUGGUCCAUGCAGAUAUUAUUGUUCCUCGUGGUGGAGAAAAUGAAGUUGCCAUCGCACUUAUAGUACAACAUGUUCACACACAGCUCCAGUUGCGAGGUUUCAAAGUCAGAGAACAGUUAGCCCUUGCAUACAAUGGUCAGCCUCUGCCAACAUCGUUGUUCCAGUUACCAGAAACUCCGCAGAUCAAGGGACUCCACACUUUUAUCAGGAAUAAGGACACGCCUAGAGAUGAAUUUAUAUUUUACUCCAAAAGACUUAUUCGUUUGGUCAUUGAGUACGCGUUAUCCUUACUUCCCUUUGAGGAGCGAACCAUUGAAACUCCUCAAGGACAAAUCUAUGAAGGAAAACGGUGUGCUAGUGAUAAAAUCUGUGGAGUUUCAAUUUUACGGGCAGGUGAAACGAUGGAACAAGCUGUUCGAGAUGUGUGCAAAGAUAUUCGUAUCGGAAAAAUCUUAAUUCAGACCAACCGAGAAUCUGGAGAGCCAGAGCUUUUUUAUUUAAGGUUACCAAAAGAUAUAAAAGACUAUAAAGUUAUUUUAAUGGAUGCAACAGUUGCGACGGGUGCUGCAGCUAUGAUGGCCAUUAGAGUUUUGUUAGAUCAUGAUGUUCCUGAAGAAAAUAUUCUAGUAGUAUCUCUUUUAAUGGCAGAAUCAGGUGUGCAUACUAUCGCCUAUGCGUUUCCACAAGUCAGAAUUGUAACCUCAGCUAUAGAUCCAGAAAUCAAUGAAAAGUUUUAUGUGUUACCUGGGAUCGGUAACUUUGGAGAUCGUUAUUUCGGGACAGAGCCAACAGACUCUUCCUAACAUCACCUGUUUAUAAAGCAUAACCUUAAGUAUAAUUGAGGUGUUUUUCAAUAUCUCCUCAAAUUUUAUAAGGUAUGUAUCUAAUUUUUCAAUCAUGGAAGUGUUUUGGCAUCAAAAUGAUUGUAAAAUGUCUGAAUUUUAAAGUCAGCAGCUCGUUUCCAAUCUUGAUUUGUUUGCCAGUAUUUUAAUAAACAACUGAUCAAGUUCAUAGUACUAAAGUUUUCAUAAAAUUCUGAGUUUUUCUGAGCUUAAAUUUCGUACUUUUCUUACAAAAAUGAAACUUAUGAAAAAAAUAAACAGCCUUAUCCCUUUAUUUGGUGUUUAAUUACUGCGGGGCUUGUUUUCCGUAAUUAGGACAAGAGAGAGGAAAAACACAAGACUGUUUUUAGCAAUUCUAACAAGUCAAUGAUUCUUGAUUCAUUAGAAGGAAAUGAAUAGAAUAGCGAAUUCCUUUUAUUCCCCCGUCUUACCUAAGUUUAGUCUGAGAACAAAAAAUAAAAAACAGAGGGUUAAAGUCAGGUUUGAUGCCAAAAUAUUCAGAUAAUGUUUUCAAUCUGUAUAAUUGUCUAUGUGCUUAUGAAUACUGUGUCCCAGAAUCGAAAAAUCUUUACCUUGUCUUUUGUGUAAAAGAGAAUGGGUCAGUUUAGUCAUCGAAUAAUGAGUCACGAUUUAAUAUUUCCCAUAGUUUUUAAGUGGAAAUAAGCAAAAAAUUUAUUAAAGUGUUGCAAAAAGAGUCUUGGCGGAGAAAUAUUGCUUCUUCUGUCAAAAACCUUUUUUCAUGAAAAGACAAAUCCUGUUGAUCGGUUAACUCUAAUGAGAAAAAUGGUGGUGGGACAUCUCCUUUACUGUCAUUAAUUGCAUUGUUAAAAUAGUGUCACAAAUAGAUUUUUUCUGUGAUUUAAUAUUAUUCUAUCAAAGAAGGCAGCUGUGAAAUAUGCUUUAUGUCAAAUGGCAGAGAAAAUUAGAAUAUCUGAUUUUGCAUCAGGAUGAAUGGAAAAAUAAAUUAACAGAAACAUCCACGAAGAUAUGCUAAACUGUUAAUUUGCAGCGAUCAGCUUCUAAAGUCCCCUACAUUUGUCCACAUCUCGAAUUUAGAGGUAUCUGAGUUCCUUUUUUUUUUCCUAUUUUAAAUGCAUCUUCCUUCUGGUUACCGUGAUCUCUGAAAAUUAAAAAAAACAUCGUGAAUUCAGUUCCCAUCAUGGCAUAACUGGCCCACUCCUUAUUUUGGCCCUGCUGGCCGAUGAUUGAACGUUUAAAGCUGCCCAAUAAGACAUCAAAAGAAAUGUAUCGAAUGGUUGAGAUAGGGCUGUGUCUUGUCUUAUCGAGCCGAAAUUGUUCCAAUAAUUGGGCUGCUGCUGUCAUUACCUAUUUUCCUUGUGUUCUUCAAGUGUAAGUCUGAACAUCUAUUACUGUUCUGUAUGCGUAUCCUCUCUCAACUUUUCUUUCUUCUGAAUAGAAUAUUAUUUUUGCAAUGAUCUCUCUCACAAAGAGCCCUUGCUAUUUUUCCGCAGUCAAAUGUUCGGUGAAAUUUAAUCGACGGUUCAAUCAUAAGACUAAAUAAGAGAUCUCUAAAUGUCAAUCAAAGAAGUCAAUGUUUUGAUGAAGAAAUUAAUAGAGCAUCAGAUGAAGGGCUCUUGACUUGAUUAUGUGUUUAUAUUCCUUAUUUAUUUUGUUUUUUUACCACUUCUGUGUUUAGUAUUUCUACAAAGCCAAAUCAUCGUUCCUAGUUAUUGAAGGCAUUGCAAGUACUUUUUCUAAGCAAUGUCAAGUUUAUUAUUCAUCUUUCCACUUUUCAUUGCCUAAUAAACAGUACUGCUCAAGUUCAAUCCUGAGUCUCUCUUAGGUUAAUGAACUAAAAGCCAUUUUCAGUCAAUUUAAGUGGGGUGCAGACAACUGUAAAUUUUGCGAUUUCUGCUAUAGCGCUGUGACGCCAAAUUUCAUGUGAUAUGAAGAAAAAUCAGUUGUCCCUUUUUCCCAAAAAUAUAAAUUAGCAGUACUGUUCUUUAGACAUUGAUCAGUUUGUUUAUCACAGUACCUAUCAGUUGUGAUGAUUACUUUACGCCUAACUUAAAGAAUUGUCGAGGCUCAGAUCUAGAGCUCAAAGUUUCAAUUGAAAAACUUGUUUUAGUGAAGAUUUUGCUAUUUUUGCAAGGAUAUGAGUUGAUUUCAGGACAAAAUGGUGUAUUGCAUACAAUCUUGAUGAUUUGAUGUUAAUUUUUAUUGGUUCAUCCUACCACCUCGUUGAGCUUACCCCUUUCUUAGUAUGCAUCUCAUUUCUGUGGGUUUCUGGACUACAGCGUCUAACCUUUUGAUGAAUUCAGCAGGAAUGUAAUGAGUUCUGCAGUAAAAAAAACUUCAUUGCCAUUUUUAAAUUUCUUCCUCUCUCCUUUUCUAAAAAUAUCCUCACUUUGUCUAGUUUUUCGAUUUGUUUUGCUCUUUGUCCUCAAAAAAUGUCCUAAAUGGAUCAUCUCAUUUUCAUGCUGCAAGGAGUGCUCACAAUGCCUUGUGAACAGUCGAAGAAGUCCGCAAAUCACUAAAAUUCUUUGGGUGACUCUUCAGUGCAUUUCAGUCGAAAUUUCCCUCACUGAUCUGUGGAUCACAUGAUCGGGCAUAUUUUGCGUUUCUGGUUUAUGCUGAGUGUGCGAAAUGAGUUCAAUGCAAAAUUACGGGGUACAUUCACUGAAUAUAGUAAAAUGGAGGGUUAGCUCCACCAAAUUGCCUGCAAGCAAUGUUUGUCUCAUGACAGAGCAAAAGUGAGUCAGUUGCAGCUGUCAUAGAAUUGCGUUUUGAUUAUUUAUGCCUUUGGAUGAGUCUAAAACGAAUUUGUCCAAACACUUAAGUCUUUAGAUCCAACGAAUUUUCCACGAGAUAACCCUUGUGAAAACUGAGGCAGAUCAAGUUAUCCAUGUGGAGUGCCUAAGGGCAUCUGUAUUACUGUUAACAGUGGAAUUCCGAACUUCUUCCAGACCUAUCACAUUCUCUUUUGCCAGUGAUUCAAUAUCACAUCCAACUGAGACUUCAGCUUUGCAUGGAGUAUGGAACACUGGGGAAAGUUGUCGUUAAUCCAAAUGAGGUCUUUUUUUUCUCUCAUAUAUAUAAAAACAUAAAUAUUCUUGGAGUCAUUUUAUUCUUCGACACGUACUUCGGUUCUGUGAUAGUUAAUUUAAGUCAAGAGGAAUGAACUUCCAGCACCACUCACAUCUACCGUAGAGGUUGUUCUUGAUAUUUAACCAAAAACUAUUCUCUUAACUGUAGAUUGUAAAGAAUCACCGUAAAAUUACCUGUCUUUUUUAUCGAUUACCUACCUAUCAUCGACUCAAUGUUAGAUUAAGUGUGAAUAUCCUGUGAUUAGAAUAGGUUCUUGUAUUUUUUUACUUAUGAUUGUAAAUGAAGCACUUUGAUACCUGUUACGGCUGUCUAUAAAUUAAGUGGCACUCAAAGAGGGGAAAGCGGUACACAUUUGCAGGGCUUCGCACAGGGGGAGGGAAGGAGAUCUUCACCAUGAUAAAUCCACUCAGGUCAAUCAUCGCGUAUCUUUUGGAAAUCUACUCUUAGGACCAUAGCUAAUCUGUAUUAUGUAGAAUUGAUUACUCUGAAAAUGAUUUCAUAAGAAACGCACAGCAUUUCCUGUUGACCAUAUGCAGUAGGGUCAUGGAACUCGUUCCCAGGAAUAGCUGACCUGUGUAGAUUGGUCUUGCCUUUUACUGCAGAAUGUUAUGCCGUCUUUCCUACUUUUUUUCAACUUAAAAAUUAAUUUAAUUAUAAAUAUGCCGUCUUUCUAUCUCUUGUAUGUUUCCAAUGACCUGCCAGUUUUGACAGCUAAUCAGUUGUGUAGUAUGUGUUAAAGCUGUACGAGUAUGUUCUGUAACUGAAUAUAUUCCUAUUGUAGGAGACUCGCUAAGGACAUUGUGACACAUGUUUUAAAGGGAUUCCAGACAUACGAGACAUGGAGAGGAAGAUGGUCUGAAAAUUUUGAUUUUUAAGAAGAGGUAACUUAUGGGCAACCGUUAAUUGUACAAAUUGACCAAAAAAAUUACUAGUUAUGACAUCAUCCAGCCCCAUCUCACAAAUGUUCUAUAGGUUAAGUCCCGGUCCUCUUUUUUUUCACCAGAAACCGGUUUUUCAAGUGAGUAAAUGGGCUGUUGAUGAAAAUCUUGAGUCCAUUGGAUGAAUACAAUAAUCAGAGGUCUUACAGUCGACCCUUGAGUAUGUAGUUAAAACUUUUAUCCAUCGUAAAAUUUGUCUCGAAGUCAAAAGUAUGGUGAUAUUUCUAUCUCUUAUUUUUGAGUUCAAAGAGAAUCGUGCUUGAGACGCAGCUCUUAAUAGAAUUCUUUUUACUACUGUGUUUAACAAACUUUUAUGAAAGAAAGAAUCAUAUAGAUACUUUUCAAUUUGUUAUAAUAAAUAUUCUACCUUGUCGUAGAAAAA
Molecule: messenger RNA, 6293 nt
Organism: Bemisia tabaci
Lineage: Eukaryota; Metazoa; Arthropoda; Insecta; Hemiptera; Aleyrodidae
Product: uridine-cytidine kinase-like lethal (2) k01209
Molecular function (GO): kinase activity; ATP binding
Source: RefSeq, a predicted model, not a curated record